Molecule: messenger RNA, 1921 nt
Organism: Gopherus evgoodei (Goodes thornscrub tortoise)
Lineage: Eukaryota; Metazoa; Chordata; Testudines; Testudinidae
Product: olfactory receptor 4Q2-like
Exons: 4
Coding region: 860-1822 (320 amino acids)
Biological process (GO): G protein-coupled receptor signaling pathway
Cellular component (GO): membrane
Molecular function (GO): olfactory receptor activity; G protein-coupled receptor activity
Source: RefSeq, a predicted model, not a curated record
CCAGCAGAAAAUUAAGUCCUAGUUAACCUAGCACUAGGUGGCUUAGCACCUUGGAGGAUCUGAGCCUGGGGGAGUUUAGGCACCUCCAGAGGCAGGUGACAGCUGAGUGAAGGUUUUGAGGAUCCCAGUGGAACUUCAAUGUUGGAUGUAGGCUCCUAAAUCCCUUGGUGGAUCUAGCCCUUUCCUUAUGUGUGCCUCAGUUUCCCCCAUUUAACUGGUACUAGGCUGUUAAGAUAGGAUUUGCAAAGCCACUUGGGGGUAGGGGCUAUACAUUCAGUGCCCAUGCUUUUUCAACAGACUCUGUGUGUUCAAAUCUCCUAGGUAGCUUUGAAAACCCUAUGCCCCCCCUUCCCCUCCACACACACACAAAUCUCAUCUGCUUUGCAAUCUGGUUAUUUCAUGCCUGAUUCCUGCCUCCCCCUAAAAGUUAGCUGGGUUUGAGCUGCCAGGGAUUGCAUCCUGCUUUGACGCUGUUUAAUAAACCCCAUUGCAAUUAAAAUGCCAGCUCAGCUGUCCCCCAAAUCCUAGGGGGCCAAUUUCCCUUCAUCUGGUCCAGCAGAGAGCAUCCAUCAGCACUUUCUCAUUAGCAUGUGAGUUUAUAGAUCGGUAGCAGGGCUAAGGGCUAUCAGAGUUAGAGUGGAGAACUGAGCAACCACCAGCACCUCAAAAUGUGAUCAGCUUGGGAGACUUCUGGAGAGCCAUUAACAAAUUAGACAACUAAAAAAUCAUCUCCCCAGAAAGCUGAACCGGCUCUGACUUGUUGGUCCUUUUGCCAGUGGAAAUUUUCUCUCUGUCUCCCCUUCUGCUCAACCACGGCCACCAGUAUUUCAGGUCCCUCAGACUUGAUUUCACAGGCCCAAUGGAGCAGCUGUGGAGAAACCAGACUCCAGUGGGGGAGUUCCUCCUGGCAGCCCUUUCCCCGACUCCACAGUCCCAGGCCGCCUUGUUUGCUGUAUUUCUCUUGGUCUAUGUCUCCACGCUGGUGGGUAAUACCCUCAUCAUGGUGACGGUCAGCUCUGACCCCUGCCUCCGCACUCCCAUGUAUUUCCUGCUGGGCAACCUCUCCUUCCUGGACCUCUGCUACUCCACCGUCACUGCCCCCAAGAUGCUGUUGGACUUCCUGUCUGAGAGAAGGAGUAUUUCCUACCAGGCCUGCAUGGCCCAGCUCUUCUUUCUGCACUUUGUUGGAGGAGCCGAGAUGUUCCUGCUCACUAUCAUGGCCUACGACCGCUACGUGGCCAUCUGCAAGCCCCUCCACUACCCCAGCAUCAUGAAUCGGACACUGUGCAGCUGGAUGGUGGCAGCUUCCUGGGCGGGAGGGUUCAUCCACUCCACGGUCCAGACCAUCCUCACCAUGCGGCUGCCCUUCUGCGGGCCCAACUGGGUGGACAACUUCUUCUGCGAUGUCCCACCAGUGAUCAAGCUGGCCUGCACCGACACCUACGUGGUGGAGCUGCUCAUGGUCUCCAACAGUGGGCUGAUCUCCACCAGCUGCUUCAUUAUCCUGGUAGCCUCCUACAUCACCAUCUUGGUGAGAAUUCGCUCCCCUGAAGGGUGGCGCAAAGCGCUAUCCACCUGUGCCUCACACCUGACUGUGGUGACCUUAUCCUUUGGGCCCUGCAUCUUCAUCUACACCUGGCCCUUCUCCAUCUUCUCAGUGGACAAGCUGGUCUCAGUCCUGUACAACAUCAUCACCCCCAUGCUCAACCCCUUGAUCUACACGCUCAGGAACAAAGAGGUGAAGUCAGCCAUGAAGAGACUGAGGACAAAGGGCAUUACUUCCAGGGAGAAGGGAUGGAGCAUGAGAAUGGCACAGGGGUGACAGAGUUUGUGCUACUGGGGCUAUCCCAGACCCGGGAGAUCCAGCUCUUCCUCUUCAUCUUGUUCCUCGUCUUCUACUCCAUGAUCCUCCCAGCAAACA